ACCGGCCCGACCGGGCAUAGACAGGUCCUAGCCAUGCUUGCUAGGCUCCUGAGGGAGAGAGAGAGAGAGGAGCAGGAGGCUCGAGAGAGGGCUAGCAACCUGUCGCCUGGAAGCGCCGCCCUGGUCGCAAAUCUCGGCGGCUACCCGCAGCGCGUCGCGCACGAGCAAAACCACCGCCGCGCAGUGCAGGCUGUGCAAGAGCGGCUUGUGCAGCUUGAGGCACAGCUUGCGGCGGUUGAGGACGAGAAGCGCCAGCUCGCAGCCGAUUCCGCGCACAAGAUCAGCGCGCUCGCUGACGCGGCACGGCAGCUCCUCUUCGAUCACGAUGUCAUGGUCAAGUCCACAGUCGACGGAAGCCAGUGCCCGGCGCGCAAAGCGACGCUCAGCGCAGCCUCCGCCUACUUCCAGACGAGGCUCGAGGCGACCGGGGCGGAGCUUGGCGACGACGAGGGCGUGGUCUCGCUCGACGCGACGCGCGAGGCCGUGCGCGCGCUCAUGCUCGAGCUGCACCUCCCAGGCUGCACCGAUUGCGCCAGCUUCGGCCAGAGCCUUGCGUUCGAGGUGCUCGAGCUCGUGGCGAUGCUCGGUGGGCCCGCGGAUAGCUCAGACCUCGACAGCUCGAUGCGCAAGGUCGCCACUCUCUGCACCAACGCCUUCGUCGUGGGCCGCAGCGCCGAACGCAUCGCCGAUCCGGUCGAGUGCGCCGCCUUUUGUGCUGCGCUCACGAGCUCGAUAGACCAUGUCGACACUCUAUCGUCGGAUGACCGCCACGAUUGGCUCGUCGAGGCCUUCCGCGAGGUGGGUGCGAGCUGCGCGCGGUCGAUUCGCCUCGCGGAGUGGGACGUGCUCAAAGACCCGACGGUGCUCAGCGCCUUCUCGCCUGCAGCUCUGCUCAAAGUGUUGGACGCGCAGAGGGAGGGAGAGAGAGACGGCGGGUUCGUGCGCGUCAGGACGCAUCGACUCAUCUCGGUCUGGUUGUCUGCCCGCUGGGCGAAGGUGCCGCUCGAUCCGGCCCACGCGCCACCGCUGCUUGCGUCGGAGCCGGCGCCCUCUCUGGAGGAAUGCGUCUUCCUCCUCCGCUGCCUCGCCAACGGGGCGCCCGCGCUCGACUCGCUCGACGCCCUCCUGACCGGCGAGGACAUCGAAGACAUAAUCCGCAAACACGACGAGCUCUCCCUCCAGCCAGCCAGCAACGUCGAGUUCGCCCGCCUCUGGGAAAAGCUCGUCGACGGCAUGGCAUACUUCUUCGGGUUCGAACGCUCCACGGCCCGUUGGGUCGACGCGGCGACCUUCUCGCGCAUGCUCUCGCGCAAAAAGCUGAAGGUCGACUCGGAGGAGACGGUGCUCCGCGCCUUUCUCGACUGGGCCGAGGUGCCCGGCCGCGAGGCCACGGUUAUCGAUCAGGUGGCGCCGCUCGUCCGCUUCCCUCUGGUGCGCGUCUGCCUUCCGGACGGCGCGAUCAAGGACGCCCUCUCGCGCGUCUACCGGCGCAGCCCAGUCGUCAAGGCGCUCGUGCAGGAGGCGCUGGCCCUGCAGCAGGAGGUGAGCCGCGCGGGCGAGGCGGCGGCGUGCGCGACCUUCAGGCGCAAGAGGCUUAUCUCUGCAAUCGCUGCCGGUAGCGCUGACGUCUCGGCAGAUGUCGACCGGUCAAAGAAGCGCAAGCUCUGCGUCAACGACGCGGUGCCCGGCGUCAGCGCGGCCGACGCGGCCGACGCCCUCAUGGCGUGAGCCCUGGCACAUGUGACGCCCUCAUAGCCGAAACCUCUAGCCGCGCGGCGCGCGCGAAAAACAUUAGGUGGAACUGUACAAUGCAUUGGGUGUCAUGGCCGCGCGGCGUGCGAGAGCCACUCGAGCCUGCAUGUUGUCGGAGCAUGUUCGGGGCGGGAGUGGUCAGGCGGUUGGGCACAGGAUAGUGCGGUUGAGCUUUUCGCGCUUGCAGAAAGAAACAAAAAACCUUGC
Molecule: messenger RNA, 1959 nt
Organism: Emiliania huxleyi CCMP1516
Lineage: Eukaryota; Haptophyta; Isochrysidales; Noelaerhabdaceae
Exons: 1
Coding region: 34-1728 (564 amino acids)
Molecular function (GO): protein binding
Source: RefSeq, a predicted model, not a curated record